AUGAAAAUAUUCGACUGUAAAUCAUUCAGUUUGACCACUAUUGAUUUGAAUUUGCGCGGCAAACUGCUGAUUAAUUUGAAUUUCCGAGCGCUCGAGCCAGUAACAGUCAUCAGUAACGGUCCACCUCAGUAUCAGUCAGAUGAGCUAGUGCUGCGCUGUUGCUUGGCUGCUCCCCUCCAGCAGAAGUUGUGUUUGGCUGCAGAUGGGUUUGGAGGACGACUCUGCUUUCUUGAGUCCACUUCAAACUCCAAGAAUGUUCCUGCAGACCUGUCGCUGUGUGUGUUUGUGCUGGACAGGUGUGUGUCGGUUCGCGCUCUGCAGGAAAUGCUUGCCAACCAUGAAGACCCACACAUGGGGUCAGCCGAAACCAUAGGCCAACGUACGCUUCUCUACGGCCAGACGCUGCUGCUCAGACAUGUCCACAGCAACAUGUAUCUAAGCUGCCUGGCGUCCUCUGGGCUGUCAGCCGACAAGCUCGCAUUUGAUGUCGGUCUACAGGAGGAAGUAGCAGGUGAGACGUGCUGGUGGACAGUCCAGCCGGCUUCCAAACAAAGGUCAGAGGGUGAGAAGGUCAGAGUGGGUGAUGAUCUCAUUUUGGUCAGCGUCUCCUCCGAGAGAUACCUGCAUGUCUCGUGGGGCUCAGGUGGGGAUGAUGAGAGUAUCAGUGCCAGUGUUGACGCAGCUUUUCAGCUUACUCUGUGGCGCGUGUCUCUGGUUUCUUCUGGCUCGUCUCAAGCUCAAGGUCACCUAAGAGGAGGAGACACUCUGCGCCUGCUACAUGGCCACACAGAUGAAUGUUUGACCGUCCCACCUGCUAAGAAUGGAGAGGACGAGCGCAGAUUAGUUCAUUUUGAAGGUGGUUCUGUCUCAAAUCAAGCUCGCUCUCUAUGGAGGAUGGAGAUGUUACGUGUCUCUUGGAGUGGGAGCCACACUCGCUGGGGGGAGCCGUUCCGCCUAUACCAUGUGACCACAGGAAAAUAUUUGGGCCUGACACCGGAUCGAGGACUGGGCCUGGUGGAGAGAGCGCAGGCUGACGUUAAAUCCACCGCUUUUUGUCUCCGCCCGUCAAAGGAUUCUGGCCAUGAACUCACUAAUAGUGUCCAUAAGAAAGAGGGGAUGGGGACACCUGAUGUCAAAUACGGUGACUCUAUCUGUUUAGUCCAGCAUGUAGACACAGGACUUUGGCUCACCUACCAGACCAGCGACUCCAGGAGGAGGAAAGAGAUGAAGCUGCAUAAACAGGCCAUCCUUCAUUCAGAGGGUCAUAUGGAUGAUGGACUGACAUUCUCUCACUCCCAGAUAGAGGAAUCUAAAGCUGCAGGACUCAUUCGAAGCUCAGCUCUCAUUUUAAAACGAUUUAAAAGGGGACUGGAUGAACUUAAUCACAGAGCCAACAUAACAACGUCAGAUCUUCCAAUAGACACACUACUUCUGAGUUUGAACGAUUUAAUUGGUUACUUUCAGCUGCCUGAUGAAUGCUCGAGUCAUGAAUCCAGACAGAGCAGCAUCCAAGCACUGAAAAACAGGCAGAACCUGUUUCAGGAGGAGGGUAUAAUUACCUUGGUCCUAGACUGCAUUGAUCACCUGCACAUGUAUUCCAGUGCGGCUCAUUUCGCCGAGGCUGCUGGAAAAGAGGCUGGACAUGCAUGGCAGACCAUCUUAAGCUCCCUUUAUGAGCUUCUGGCUGCACUAAUUCGAGGUAAUCAGCAUAACUGCUCUCAGUUUUCCAGCUCCCUGGAGUGGCUUGUCAGCAGAUUAGAAAAACUCGAGGCCUCCACUGGAAUCCUGGAGGUGCUGCAUUGUGUGUUAAUGGAAAGUCCAGAGGCUUUAAAUUUCAUUAAAGAAUGCCAUAUCCGAUCUAUCAUGUCACUCUUAGAUAAACACGGGCGAAAUCACAAGAUCUUGGAGGUGUUGUGUUUACUGUGUGUGUGUCACGGAACAGCUGUGCGCUCAAAUCAGCACCUAAUCUGUGAUACUCUGCUGCCCGAGAGAGAACUACUGCUGCAAACCAGAAUGGUCAACCAGGUCACCAGCAUUCGGCCGAACAUCUACCUCUGCAUGGGAGACGGUUCUGCCCAGUACAGGAAGUGGUACUACGAGGUGGUGGUGGAGAGAGUGGAGCCAUUUGUGACAGCUGAGCCCACUCAUCUGAGGGUGGGUUGGGCGUGUACCGCAGGCUACCACCCGUCUCCAACCGGAGGUCACAGCUGGGGGUCAAACGGAGUGGGAGAUGAUCUCUGCUCAUACGGAUUUGAUGGACUGCACCUGUGGACAGGUGGCGUUAGUCGUAGGGUCAGCUCAUCCAAUCAGCGUCUGCUUAGGAAAGACGACGUUAUAAGCUGUUGCAUUGACCUCAGCGCGCCCUGUAUUUCCUUCCGGGUCAAUGGGCAGCCUGUGCAGGGCAUGCUGGAGAAUUUUGGCAUCGAUGGCAUGAUGUUUCCUGUUGUCAGCUUUUCGGCUGGAGUCAGGGUUUGUUUGCUGUUCGGAGGCCAGCAGGGCGAGUUCAGGUUCCUGCCUCCAGCCGGAUUCUCCCCUUGUGCUGAAGCGUUGCUGCCUAGGGGGCGCUGUAGGCUGGAGUCAUGUGAGGAAGUUAUCCAGGUUCGGGAUGAUGGGCUACGUGACCUUUUAGGCCCCGUUGUGUCCGUUGACCCUGUGAUUUUUACCCCAACACCUUUGGGGACCAGUCAGGUGGUGCUGCCACCUCAGCUCGAGCUGAUCCGAGAGAGACUGGCUGAGAAUCUGCAUGAAAUUUGGCUUUCGGAUAAGAUGGAGCAGGGCUGGACCUACGGACCUGUGAGAGACGACCUUAAACAUGUUCACCCUGGACUGGUGGAGUUUUCCAAACUUCCAGAUGAGGAGAAAGACAAGAACCUGAAAGCUGCUGAACACACUAUAAGGACAAUUUUGGCUCUUAAAGCUCAUAUCGGACUGUCUGAUGACCAUGAAGAGGAGAGUGUGAAGUACGUUCAGCUCUCAAACAAGUAUGAACUGUGCACUGGAUACACACCAGCUCCGGUGGAUCAGUCCAGAGUUUCUCUAACCGUUGCUCACGAAGCUCUGGUGGAAGCACUGGCUGAGAACGAGCACAACAUCUGGGCCAGGGAACGCAUUAGACAGGGAUGGACCUACGCACCACAGCAGGAUAUUAAGGGGAAGAGGAAUCCUCAGCUGGUGCCCUUCUGUCUGCUGGAUGAGAAAAGCAAGCGUUCCAGGAAAGAUUCAGCAAGAGACGCCGUUGGUAGUCUGCUCGGCCUUGGAUAUACAGUGGAACCGUUAGAGCAACAUGAGUCCCUGAAUCCUGGUGCGGGAACUGCAAGCCAGACGUUCCGCAUCUUCCGCGUGGAGCGCACUCGUGCCGUGAGUGAUGGAAAAUGGUAUUUUGAGGUCGAGGCGGUAACUGACGGAGAGAUGCGAGUGGGCUGGGCACGAGCCGAGUGCAGACCUGAUAUGGAGACGUUAACAGAUGAGCAGGCCUUCGUGUUUGAUGGAUCAAAGGGCCAGUGGUGGCAUGGCAGUCCAGUCCCACUGGGCCACGCCUGGAAGAACGGAGACGUUAUAGGAUGUCUGUUGGAUUUGACCCGGAGGACCAUGAUGGUCACUCUAAACGGAGAGCUGCAGCUGAACAGCAGUGGCUCCGAGAUUGCUUCCAAGGGCUUCAGUACAUCUAAUGGAUUUGUACCCGUGUGCAGUCUGGGUGCAAAUCAGGUGGGGCGGCUGAAUUUGGGCCGAGAGGUCACCUCGCUGAGAUACUACAGUGUGUGCGGCCUCCAAGAAGGAUACCAACCUUUCGCCCUCAAUAUGAGCAGAGAUCCGCCUCUGUGGAUGAGCUGGAGGGAGCCUCUAUUCGUACCAAUACCAGAAGACCAUCCUCAGUUACAGGUCUGUCGCAUCGAUGAGACAGUCAAUCGCCCGCCAGCGCUGAAAGUCACCCGGAGGUCGACGGGCUCUCCGAUCGGUCUCAGCUCCAGGGUCGAGUUCUUUCGACUAAGCCUGCCCGUAGCGUGUGCGCGGGUCUUCUCCAAACCUGCAGAAGGAACGGUCCCUCCCGGGAGCGGCGCGACAUGUCAGAUCAGAGAGCCAGACGAGGGCGAGGCGGACUCCGACUUCGAAAUGCUUAUGAAGUCGGCUCACAGACACACAGGAAGCAGGGACAGACUAAACAACCAUAAGGACCACGCCCAGGAGAAGCCGUCCAAACUCAAACAGAGAUUUCUCUUGAAAAAGAAGCCGGAACUGAACACGAGUGGUUCUUCAGCGCGGCUGCUGGAGGAGGUGCUGGCGAUCGAAAAGGACGACUGUAAUCACCUUGCUCACUGCACUAAGCACUACUACUCUGUGAAGAUCCUCAGUGGCCAAGAACCAUCCUGUAUCUGGGUUGGGUGGGCGACCUCUCGUUUCCACCCUCACGGGCAAACCUUUGACCUGGAGGAAGUGUGCACGGUGACGGUCACACUCGGAGACGAGUGGGGCAAAGUUGUCGAGAGUGAUAAGCGCAGUUGCUGUUACAUGGUGUGUGCUGCAGAGGGCACUGGUCUCUCUCACGGCCGCAGUAGCAGCGGGCUGGAGAUCGGCUGUCUGGUUGACACAGCGACUGGGUUUCUUACCUACACUGCUAAUGGGAAGGAAAUGGGAACGUUCUAUCAGGUGGAGCCGGGCACGAAGCUGUUCCCAGCUGUUUUUGCCAAAGCCACGAGUCACGACAUCUUCCAGUUUGAACUUGGACGCAUCAAGGGUGUGUUACCACUGUCCGCAGGCCUGUUUCGGAGCCAGAGGAAUAACACCGAGCCUCAGUGUCCUCCCAGGCUCAGUGUGCAGUCCCUGAUACCCGUGAGGUGGACUCGGUUACCGGAACGUGCCCCGCGCGUGGAGCUGACACGGCUGGAGGAGAGGCAGGGCUGGAGGGCACAGUGCGCCGAGAGUCUACAGACCAUGACUCUGCACAUCCCCGAAGAAGACAGGUGCGUAGACAUUCUUGAACUCUCUGAACUGGACCACCUGCUAGAGUUCCACGACCACACCCUGCGCCUCUACUCUGCCCUCUGCGCCCAUGGCAACAUUCCCGUGAGCCACGCCCUGUGCAGCCACGUCGACCAGUCACAGCUCCUCUUCGCCCUGCGGUGCUCACAAAUGCCCGGGAUCCUGCGAACGGGAUUCUACGGCCUCCUGACGACCGUCCACCUCGGUGUCCACGCCGGCGCCAGGCGGGCCGCCAGCCGCGAGUAUGUCGUGCCCAUGAGCGACGCCGUGCGGGCCGUUACGCUCUUCGAGCGCGAAGGGAGACGGCACGGCCUCCCAGGAAGUGAGAUCGGUACGUCUCUCCGACCCAGAAUGCACUCCAGCUCGCCGUGCUUUGUGCGCACGGGUUUCGGUGAUCCUUUCCAGCACAGUCCGGCGUUCCCAUUAGAGAUUCUAAAGUCUGUGACGGUUGCCAUGUUGGGGGAUGCAGUGCACUCGGUAGGGCAGGAUAUCAGGGAUCCUGUCGGAGGCAGCACAGAGCUGCUGCUUGUUCCUCUCCUCCAGCUGUUACACACGCUUCUCCUGAUGGGUGUGUACCAGCCUUCUGAUCUGCACCGUGUCCUCUCACUUAUUCUUCCAUCUGCUUACAUGAGGGAGUAUGAUUCUCUGGGAUUGGAGGAUGAUGAUGAUGAUGAAUAUAAUAAAGAAGAGGAGGGAGGAAGGCUCAGCCCUGAACGAGUGUUGCUACAGAUAAAGCUACCAGAAGCAGUUCAACUAGAGCUGUGCCACCUGCUGCAGUACCUGUGCGACUGCCAGCUGCGUCACCGGGUCGAGGCCGUGGCGACCUUCUCCGCCGAUCUGGUGGCUCGUCUUCAGGCCAACCAGCGCUCUCGCUACAACGGGGUCAUGGAGGCGCUCAACAUGUCGGCUGCCCUGACCGCCCGCAAGACCAAAGAAUUCCGCUCUCCACCUCAAGAGCAGAUGAACAUGUUGCUGAAUUUUCGUGAGGAGCAGCAGGAUUGCCCCUGUCCAGAUGACAUUAAAGAUCUGUUUUGGGAUUUCCAUUCAGAUCUCCAGAACCACUGUGGAGUUGAGACGGACGAAGCCGUAAAAAGCAGAGACGAGGCGGAGCAGCUCAGUGGGUCCCGAUUAACAAACCUAGUCGACAAAAUGGUGCGUCUGAAGAGGAGGAUGUCAGGCGUGGUUGAAGAGGACAUCGUGACUAAGCCUGUUUCUCUUCAGUGCCUGAUCUCUGACACCGUGAUGCGCUGGGCUCGCGAGAGUCACAUGAAGGAUCCGGCUCUGGUGCGAACCGCAUUCAGCCUCCUGCGCCUCCAGUACACCGGGUUGGCCGGCAAGAUGCUCGGCCCCCUGGAAAAAGCCUACUGCAUCAGCCGAAAUGCUGUAGAGGACACGCUCGGCCUGCAGGACGCGCUGGGACGGAUCCGCUCACUGCUCACGGCCCGAAUGGGCAGAGAAGAGGAGGAACUUAUGAUUAGAGGACUUGGAGAUAUCAUGAAAAAUAAAGUCUUCUACCAGCAGCCUAACCUGAUGAGAGCGCUGGGCAUGCAUGAGACUGUUAUGGAGGUGAUGGUUAAUGUUCUGGGCUCCAGAGAUUCCACGGAAAUCGUGUUUCCAAAAAUGGUGGCCAACUGCUGCCGCUUCCUGUGCUAUUUCUGUCGGAUCAGCCGUCACAACCAGAAGGCCAUGUUUGAUCACCUGAGCUACCUGCUGGGUCAUAGCAGCGUUGGACUCGCGUGUCCUUCUAUGCGAGGCUCGACUCCUUUGGACGUGGCGGCGGCUUCUGUGAUGGAUAAUUAUGAGCUAGCUUUAGCACUCCAAGAACCGGAUCUGGAGAAGGUGGUGCAGUAUUUGGCGGGCUGUGGGUUGCGGAGCUGUGUGUCGCUGGUCUCCAAAGGAUACCCAGACAUCGGCUGGAAUCCCGUGGAGGGCGAACGAUACCUCGACUUCCUGCGCUUCGCCGUGUUCUGCAACGGCGAAAGCGUGGAAGAAAACGCGUACGUCGUCGUGAGGCUUCUCAUUCGCCGUCCUGAGUGUUUUGGGCCCGCGCUCAGAGGAGAGGGUGGAAAUGGGCUUCUAGCAACUAUAGAGGAAGCGAUCAGGAUCUCAGAAGAGGAAACUGGAUAUGGUUCUUCUAAAGCUUACCAGUCCACCAGCACACUUGACACUCUUCACGACGAGGACGAGGACGUCAUCCACAUGGGUCACGCUAUCAUGACUUUUUACUCCGCCCUGAUAGACCUGCUUGGCCGCUGUGCUCCAGAGACCCAUCUAAUAGAGGCCGGUAAGGGUGAGGCCGUCCGUAUCAGGGACAUCCUAAGAUCUCUGAUUCAUCUGAAGGACCUUGAGGGCGUCAUCAGCAUCCCUUUUGCCCUCCCCUAUCUGGACAAAGAUGGUUCGGUGAUGGAGCCGGACAUGUCCAGAUGUUUCUGUCCAGAUCAUAAAGCAUCCAUGGUGCUGUUUCUGGACCGGGUCUACGGCGUCCACGACCAAACCUUCCUGCUCCACCUCCUUGAGAAAGGAUUCCUGCCGGAUCUGCAGGCGGCCGUCAGCAUGGAUAAUACUGAUCUCGGUGGGACAGACUUGGCUUUGGCUCUGAACCGUUACUUAUGUGGGGCGGUUCUGCCUUUGCUGGGGAAGUGCUCGACCCUGCUGCGUGACCUCUCUCCGAUUCGGACGGCUACCGUAGACGACUGUCUGCAGGCGAUUUACAGUCUCUCCAAAGCGAGCAGCCUGACCAAGGCCCAGCGUGAUGCCAUACAGGCCUGUUUGCUCUCUGUCUGUGGAAAACUGAAGCCGUCCUUGCUGCAGCCUUUACUGCGACUUUUUGUACUUGACGUUCCUCAGCUCACUGACAACUCCAAAAUGCCUCUUAAGCUCUUAAUGGAUCAUUACGAGCAGAACUGGAAGUACUACUACGCCUGUGAAAGGGGCAGUUUGGGUGUGGCCUCAGAGGAAGAACUUAAGCUGGGCAGGAAACUGUUUUGGGGUGUGUUCAGAGCUCUGAACAAAAAGCCUUAUGAGGCCGAGCUGUUUGAGCUCUCGGUUGGAUGUCUGGUCGCCGUGUCCGGUGCCGUUCCUCCGGAUCACGUCGAUCUGAACCGCACAGGCGGACUGAACACACGCUCAUCACUGAACUCUGAGGGGGGGUUUUGUCCUCAGCCUCUCGACACCUCCAGUGUGUCGGUUCCUGAGGUGCUGGAGUAUGUGAUAAACAAGUUUGCAGAACACACACAUGAGAAGUGGUCACUGGAGAGGUUUGCUAAUGGUUGGGUACACGGGGAGCAGCUGUGCGAGAGCUCUAAGGUUCACCCGCGCCUGAAACCCUACAGAGCAUUAUCAGAGCGAGAUAAAGACAGCUACAGAGGACCCAUUAAGGAGACAGUGAAAAGCAUGCUGGUCCUGGGUUGGACCAUCGAGAGGACCAAAGAGGGAGAUGCUAGGGGUCUUCGCAAAACAGCCAGACGCAUUUCACAGUCAGGACAGCUCUCGUUUGAAGGAACCUCCAUGUUCAGUCCUAAACCUGUGGACACCAGCAACAUCACACUGACCUGGGAUCAGUAUGCCAUGGCAGAAGAGCUAGCAAAGAACUUCCACAACGUUUGGGCCAAAAGGAAACAACAUGAACUGCAGGCUAAAGGAGGGGGCAGCCACCCACUGCUUGUGCCGUACGAAGCUCUCCAUGGCAGCGAGAGGAGCAGAAUUCAGGAGAAAGCUCAGGAUGUGCUGAAGUUCUUCCUCGCGAAUGGAUACACAGUGUGGAGGGAGAGGAAGCCUGCAGACUCGGAUUGCCCCUCUGUUGCUGCCCGUUUUGCCUACUGUCUCCUCCAGCGGGCGCUCUGCUUCACUGAUCAAGUACAGGACAAGCUGCUGAAGCUGGACGUUGCACAGGCCAGAGGCCUGAUGGGAAAAGCAGAAAGUGUGUCCCAGGAACAGGAGGUUCAGUUCUUUUUCAAGGUGUUAUUGCCUCUAAUCGAUCAAUAUUUCAAAAGUCAUCACCUUUACUUCCUUCCUGCUGUAAUGUGCCAACUCACCAACACCAGCCAUGCUUCCAACAAAGAGAGAGAGAUGGUUUCCAGUUUGUUCUGUAAGCUGGCAGCUCUGACCAGAUGCAGGAUUUGUCUCUUUGGUACGGACGUACAGUCUGUGGUGAACUGCCUACAGAUCCUGGCACAGUCUCUAGAUGCAAGUGCUGUGAUGAAGAUGGCCACAGAGUCGGUGCGUUCCACGCUGCACUCGUUUUUUGAAGCGGCAGCCAUGGACCUUGAGCUGGGAGUGAAGAGUGCGAGUGUGGCCUCAGCGGUCAUACAGGCCCGAGGAGAUGGACCCGUCCUGACCUACGCUACCACGGUGCUCCUUCCUGUACUGACGGCUCUGUUUCAACACACAGCCCACUGCCAGAACGCAGAGGAACUGAUUGUGGAUGAAGUGCAGACCUGCUGUUACAGGAUCCUUUGCAGUUUAUACACUCUUGGCAGCUACAGUAACACUUUUAUGGAAAGACAGAGAGCUUUCUUGGGCGAGUGCCUUGCUGCUUUAUCAGCAUCUUUUCCCGUGUGUUUCCUGGAACUAUCCUGGGACAUCAGCAAUGAACAGAGAGAAGGUAAACACACAGAUGCGUCCGGAGUACCCAGCGGGUCCAGGCUCAUCCCCUCCCUGCAGGAAAUGUUCUCAGAAGUGGAAGACGUGAUGCAGGCGGGGUCAGCCACUCGCCACGUCCUUUUGUGGCGGGUCAUGGAGGUCACCGUCCCUCUGCUGUGCAGCUACGUGUGUCGAUGGGGUCGAGGGGAUGACCAGGUGCACCGGGGGUGGCUGGGCUCCUCCCUCACCCCCCGGCACACUAACGCCCUCCUGGAGCAAAUCCUCACCGUCGUCCAGGCUCACCUGGGAAGAUCUGACUGCACGUGGAUGAAACGGAUCGCUGGUUUUGUGCAGCCGCUGGUGCAUCACGCAGAGCCGCACCUUCUGACCAGUCACUUCCUGCCGCUGAUGGAGAAGCUAAAGAACAGGGCGGAGUCGGUGCUGCAGGAGGACGAGCGUAUAAAGACGGAGGGCUGUGGAGACCUGGCAGAGAUGGAGCUCACCGUGCAGGAGAAGUUUGCAGUCCUAGUGCAGGAUCUCUACGCUUUUUACCCCCUACUCAUCCCAUUUGUAGAGCGCCACAGAAUGAAGUGGUUGAGAGAAAGGAAUCCAGACGCCGAGAGACUUUUCACUCUGGUCGCAGACGUCUUCAUUUUCUGGGCCAAAUCUCAUAACUUUAAGUGGGAGGAGCAGAGCUUUGUAGUCCAGAACGAUAUCGACAACAUGGCGUAUCUGAUCGACAGCGGAACCAGCCAGGGAGGAGUGUGUAAGGAGGAGAGAAGGAAGAGGAAGAUGAAAAGACAUAAAGACGAGCGAUACUCCACACAGACUUCUCUCAUCGUGGCCUCUCUGAAGAAACUGCUCUCUGUCGGUCUUAACCGAUGCUGCCGGGCGGAUCGAGGCCUGGUUACUCUGGCAAAGAAUCGAUUCACUGAGAAAGACACAGAAGAAGAGGUACAAACGUUCAUCCACAGCAACCUUCAAGAGGAGGAAUCUGACGGUGUCCUGAGUCGUGUCAGGAAUGUUUUGGUCGUCGCUUGUGUGCUUUUCCAUCUGGAGCAGGUAGAAUCUCCUCAGUGCAGUAAAAAAGCCGUGUGGCAGAAGCUGCUCUCUAAACAAAGGAAGCGAGCUGUAGUGGCCUGUUUCAGGAUGACACCGCUCUACAACCUGCCGUGGCACAGGGUGGUGAAUCUGUUUAUACAGAGCUACAGAAACAUCUGGGUGGAAGCAGAAGAGGAUUUUUAUGAGGAGAGACUCAUCCAGGAUUUAGCUAAAUCAGAAGAUGUAAGAAGACCGGGAGAUAAUCAGAGAGGAAGAACAAUAGAGGACAAAACAUUCGACCCUCUAAAUCAGCUCAUCAGCCUGUUUCGCCAGAGUGCCCUGACAGGCACGAGAAUGCAAGAGGACGAUCUGUACCUGGCCUACGCUGACAUCAUGGCCAAGAGCUGCCAGGCUGAGGAUGAAGACGGUCGUGAUGAAGAGGUGAAAUCCUUUGAGGAGAAGGAAUUGGAAAAGCAGAGGCUGUUGUAUCAGCAGGCCCGGCUGCACGAUCGUGGAGCUGCUGAGAUGGUCCUGCAGAGGCUCAGUGCCAGCGGAGGUGCAGUGGGAGCCACGGUGGCAGCUACUCUUAAACUUGGCAUCGCCCUCCUGAGUGGGGGAAACACGUCUGUACAGCAGAAAAUGCUGGACUAUCUGAGAAAGAAGAAAGAUGUGGGCUUCUUUCACAGUCUGGCCAGCCUCAUGCAAUCGUGCAGUGUGUUGGACCUGAACACUUUUGAGAGGCAGAUCAAAACCGAGGGUUUAAGAGCAGUAGCUGAAAGCAGUGCAGGUGAUAAGGUGAUGGCAGACGAGCAGCUGACCUGUAACCUCUUCCGAUUCCUUCAGCUGCUUUGUGAAGGACAUAAUGCAGAUUUUCAGGACUAUUUGAGGACUCAGACAGGUAACAACACCACAGUGAAUAUCGUCAUCUCCACCGUGGACUAUCUGCUCCGAGUGCAGGAAUCGAUCAGUGAUUUUUACUGGUAUUACUCCGGAAAAGAAGUGAUUGAUGAGCACGGCCAGCGUAACUUCUCUAAAGCCAUACGAGUGGCCAAGCAGGUCUUCAACACUCUCACCGAGUACAUUCAGGGUCCGUGCACUGGAAACCAGCAGAGUCUGGCACACAGUCGCCUGUGGGAUGCUGUGGUUGGAUUCCUCCACGUGUUUGCCCACAUGCAGAUGAAGCUGUCGCAGGAUUCCAGGCAGAUCGAGCUGCUGAAAGAACUGAUGGAUCUGCUUAAAGACAUGGUGGUGAUGCUGCUGUCAAUGCUAGAAGGAAACGUGGUGAACGGUACGAUCGGCAAACAGAUGGUGGACAUGCUGGUGGAGUCGUCGAGCAACGUGGAAACCAUUCUCAGGUUCUUCGAUAUGUUCCUGAAGCUCAAAGACCUGGUGUCGUCCGACGCCUUUCAAGAACACGACCCCGACGCACGAGGUCUGAUCUCCAAGAGAGACUUCCAGCGAGCCAUGGAGGGCUACAAGCGCUACACGCCGUCCGAGAUGGACUUCCUCCUGUCCUGUGCCGAGACCGACGAGAGCAAAUUCCUGGACUACCGCGCGUUCGUGUCGCGUUUCCACGAACCGGCCAAAGACAUCGGCUUCAACGUGGCCGUGCUCCUGACCGACCUGUCCGAGCACAUGCCUCACGACGGCCGCUUGAGGUGCUUCCUGGAGCUGGCCGACAGCGUGCUCAGGUAUUUCCAGCCUUACCUGGGCAGGAUCGAGAUCAUGGGCAGCGGGAAGCGGGUCGAGCGGGUCUACUUCCAAAUCAGCGAGUCCAGCCGCAUGCAGUGGGACAAACCACAGGUGAAGGAGAGCAAGCGUCAGUUCAUUUUCGACAUGGUGAACGAGGGGGGCGGGAAGGAAAAGAUGGAACUUUUCGUCAGCUUCUGUGAGGACACCAUCUUCGAGAUGCAGCUGGCCGCCCAGAUCUCCGGUUCCACUCGUGAAGAGGAAGCGAGGGGCCUGGAGGACGACGGAGUGGAGGAGGAGGAGGAGGAGGAGGAGGGCAAAGACCAGGAGAAAAACGUCACCACGGAAACUGAAAACACUAAGAAGCGCCUCCUGCUGGCUCCUCUCCGUGUCCUGAUGAUGAUCGUUCGUCUGGUGUCUGUGAGAAACCUCAGGAGGCAGAUUAGAGGACUCACCACGAGGGAUCUGAUCCGGGCGAUCUCGCUCCCCUUCCGGAUGAUUCUAACCAGCACGUCUCACUUCGUUUUAAGCAUCGUUCGCUUAAUUCUUCACCUCCUCUACCUGGUGUUUAUAAGCGGCUCCAUCGUCGACUUCGCCAAACACCUAAAACCGUCCGAUUUCCUCCGAGACUCGCGGGAAACUCGGGACGAUACCUCAGAGCUCAGCGAGGAAGCCAUCAGAGCGUUUAGAGCCUCCAUCCAAACUCUGUCACCUCAGAAUGACCUUCAGAGAGGAAGCCCGGACCUCUCGGCCGUAUCCAGGGACCCUCAGCUGCUCACGGAUAUAUUCGGCCUCCGGCUGAGGAAGGAAGGAGGACGGUAUACGUUACUCACCCGAGACUCCUACGCCAGCGCCCGCGAACGGGCAGGUGUGACCGGGGAGGAUUUGGAGGAGGACGAGAAGCAUUCAGAGAGCGAAAAAGCUGACGGAGAGGAAGAUGAGAAGAGGGGGGAGACGGAGGAAUCCGAGCCCAAAGCACGAUUCAGGAGGACGAGCUCCCAUAAAACACCGGAGCCCGAGAUCCAUGAAUCUGCAGUCUGGAAAAGCAUCUAUUCAGAGAAGACCAAGCUGCUCAACUACUUUGCCAGGAAUUACUACAACAUACGAGUGCUGGCGCUGUGUGUGGCCUUCGCCAUCAACUUCAUCCUUCUGUUCUACAAGGUCUCCGAAUCCGAUCUCGGUGAGGAGACCGAAGAAUCUGGGAGCGUUCGUUACGUUCUGGGUGAAAGUGGGUACAUGAAAGCCGCCCUUCACUGUCUGGCUGUUCUACACACCCUCAUCUCCUUCUGCUCUAUCAUCGGCUACUACUGUCUGAAGGUUCCUUUGAUGGUGUUCAAGCGAGAGAAGGAACUGGCGCGCAAGUUAGAGUUCGACGGCCUGUAUGUGACGAAGCAGCCUGACGAUGAUGACAUCCGGGGCCAGUGGGACCGGCUGGUCAUAAACACGCCAUCGUUUCCGAGUAAUUACUGGGACAAAUUUGUAAAGAGGAAGGUCAUGGCCAAGUACAGUGAUUUUUAUGGCUCAGAACAGAUCAGUAAGCUUCUGGGUUUGGAUAAAACAACACUGGAUUUUAGCUACGACGCCCAGAACGGAAGGAGACCAGCACGAGAACUACUGAAUCCAUAUGAUAUGAAGUAUCAGAUAUGGAAACUUGGAGUGGUCAUCACAGACAAUUCGUUUCUCUAUCUGGCCUGGUACAUGCUGUUUUCUGUUUUGGGCCACUAUAAUAACUUCUUCUUUGCCGCUCACCUCUUGGACGUGGCCAUGGGCUUCAAAACGCUGCGCACCAUCCUGUCGUCUGUCACGCACAACGGGAAACAGCUGGUUCUGACUGUAGGACUCCUGGCAGUGGUUGUUUACCUCUACACCGUGGUGGCUUUUAACUUCUUCCGCAAGUUUUACAACAAAAGUGAAGAUGGAGCCGCUCUGGACAUGAAGUGUGACGACAUGCUGACGUGUUACAUGUUCCACAUGUACGUCGGCGUGAGAGCCGGUGGGGGAAUCGGCGAUGAGAUCGAGGACCCGGCUGGAGACGAGUUCGAAUUCUAUCGAGUCGUCUUCGACAUCACGUUCUUCUUCUUCGUCAUCGUCAUCCUCCUGGCUAUCAUCCAGGGUCUGAUCAUUGAUGCGUUCGGGGAGCUGAGGGACCAGCAGGAGCAGGUGAAAGAAGACAUGGAGACCAAAUGUUUUAUUUGUGGCAUUGGGAAUGAAUAUUUUGAUGCCGUACCUCACGGAUUUGAGACUCACACUCUGCACGAACACAACCUGGCCAACUAUCUGUUCUUUGUGAUGUACCUCAUUAAUAAAGACGUGACGGAACACACAGGACAGGAGUCGUACGUGUGGAAGAUGUACCAGGAGCGCUGCUGGGAGUUCUUUCCAGUCGGAGACUGCUUCCGAAAACAGUACGAAGAUCAGCUUGCUUAAAUAAUCCUUUAUAAAACCUUAUAAAAUCAUCGAACAUUAAACGUUAUUACACACA
Molecule: messenger RNA, 14770 nt
Organism: Trichomycterus rosablanca
Lineage: Eukaryota; Metazoa; Chordata; Actinopteri; Siluriformes; Trichomycteridae
Gene: ryr2b
Product: ryanodine receptor 2b (cardiac)
Exons: 104
Coding region: 1-14715 (4904 amino acids)
Biological process (GO): intracellular calcium ion homeostasis; release of sequestered calcium ion into cytosol by sarcoplasmic reticulum; striated muscle contraction
Cellular component (GO): Z disc; sarcolemma; smooth endoplasmic reticulum
Molecular function (GO): ryanodine-sensitive calcium-release channel activity; calcium ion binding; protein binding
Source: RefSeq, a predicted model, not a curated record